Messenger RNA from Phytophthora nicotianae INRA-310, 441 nucleotides. RefSeq lists its product as hypothetical. The record is from RefSeq and is a predicted model, not a curated record. The transcript has 2 exons. Lineage: Eukaryota; Oomycota; Peronosporomycetes; Peronosporales; Peronosporaceae. Gene Ontology annotation, biological process: sphingoid catabolic process. Bases 1 to 441 code for a protein of 146 amino acids. Gene Ontology annotation, cellular component: endoplasmic reticulum.
AUGGUAGCUUGGGCUGACCGUUUCGAUCUCGAGAAGCAGGUGACAUUCUACCUGUCCUACCACGACAACAAGAUCAACCAGUACAUCCAUUUCGCCUGCAUCUGGCAGAUCUUCAUCUCGGCGCUCUGCAUGUUUGCAUCGCUUGAGUCAUUUGCCGAGCCGCCAAGCUUCGUGACUUCGCUGCCUUACAGCCAGUAUAUGCUCUUGAAUCCGUCGUGCAUUCUGGCUGGCAUUUACAUGGUCUGGUACAUCCAGCUGGACCGAGUCGCUGGUUCACUAGGCGCUGCUCUCGUCUUCAUUUGCUAUCUUUUCGCCAAUUUCUUCGUGCAAGUCUACGCUCCAAGCAAUUUUGAGCGCCCGGGCUGGCAGAUCGCACUGGCUGUACACUGUUUUGCCUGGAUCAUGCAGUUCAUCGGCCACGUCUGGACCAGGCGCUCGUGA